UUAAAGCCCAAAUAAGGCCCGUCAUAAUCUAUUCCAAAAUUGUCUGGUCCAACCACUAACUUCAUCCUCUUCUUCAUCCGAAUCCGACCACCACCACCGCCUAUCCUUCUCUCUCUAAGUUACUCAGAGACGAAGAGAGAGAAAAAAAGAUGAACUCCCGCUUCACGACCCUAGGCCGAACCCUAAAAUCGACCUCAAAAAAGCUCUUCUCAUCUUCCACCCAAUCCACAUCCACCAGUUCCCAAUUCCCUCAAACUCUAGCGGGGCUCCGAGCUCGAUUGGCCGCCGAAUCCCCCUCACUCACCGAUUUCGCCGAGGAUCUCAAAUCCAAUAGCCCUUAUUCCGUCGAGGUUGGGACCAAGAAGAAUCCCCUUCCCAAGCCCAAAUGGAUGAAGGAGGCCGUCCCCGGAGGCCAGAAGUACGUCCAGAUUAAGAAAAAGCUCAGGGAAUUGAAUCUCCAUACCGUGUGCGAGGAGGCUCGAUGCCCCAAUCUCGGCGAGUGUUGGUCCGGCGGUGAGACCGGCACUGCCACAGCCACGAUCAUGAUUCUCGGUGAUACUUGUACUCGGGGUUGCAGGUUCUGCAAUGUGAAGACUUCAAGAACGCCGCCUCCACCUGAUCCUAAUGAGCCCACCAAUGUGGCAGAGGCGAUUGCGUCGUGGGGGUUGGAUUACGUGGUGAUCACUAGUGUGGACCGGGAUGAUUUACCUGAUCAGGGGAGUGGUCAUUUUGCCGAGACGGUGCAGAAGUUGAAAGAACUGAAGCCAAAUAUGCUCAUAGAGGCAUUGGUUCCUGAUUUUCGAGGAGACAGCACGUGUGUUGAGAAAGUUGCAAGGUCCGGGCUAGAUGUAUUUGCUCACAAUAUUGAAACAGUUGAGGAGCUUCAGAAGGCAGUGCGGGAUCAUCGGGCAAAUUUUGAGCAAUCUCUAGAAGUUCUCGUGAUGGCUAAAGACCAAGCUCCUGCUGGAACGCUUACAAAGACUUCAAUAAUGUUAGGCUGCGGGGAAACACCUGAUCAAGUUAUGAAGACGAUGGAGAAGGUGAGAGCUGCUGGUGUUGAUGUGAUGACAUUUGGUCAAUAUAUGCGACCUUCCAAGCGUCAUAUGCCUGUUUCUGAAUAUAUUACCCCUGAAGCUUUUGAGAAGUAUCGCGUCCUCGGCAUGGAUAUGGGAUUUCGCUAUGUGGCUUCUGGUCCUAUGGUCAGGUCAUCAUACAAAGCAGGUGAAUACUACAUCAAGUCCAUGAUAGAAUCUGAUCGAGCUGCAUCCUCUUCUUAACUUUUCUCAAGUGACUAAGAGGUUCCUCACCCUUUUCUACCCUCUUGUACGUAAUUUUUUUAUUGUAUCAAUUCAUAAAUGGUGCCCCUCGGGUCUAUUUGUACAACCAAUGAUUUACACAGGCUCGAGAUCAAAAUUUGAUGUCAUUUAGCUUAGGGGUUCAAAAUUUAUAAAUUGUGGUUCAAAAUUUGAUUCCAUUUAGAGUUGUGGUUCAAAAUUUGAUUCCAUUUAGCCA
Humulus lupulus (European hop) is the source of this 1512-nucleotide messenger RNA. RefSeq names its product lipoyl synthase 2, mitochondrial-like. The record is from RefSeq and is a predicted model, not a curated record. Gene Ontology annotation, cellular component: mitochondrion. The coding region runs from base 150 to 1277 and encodes 375 amino acids. Lineage: Eukaryota; Viridiplantae; Streptophyta; Magnoliopsida; Rosales; Cannabaceae. Gene Ontology annotation, molecular function: 4 iron, 4 sulfur cluster binding; lipoate synthase activity. The transcript is spliced from 4 exons. Gene Ontology annotation, biological process: lipoate biosynthetic process.